This is a messenger RNA of Ruditapes philippinarum (Manila clam), 1212 nucleotides long. RefSeq names its product nuclear transcription factor Y subunit beta-like. NCBI's taxonomy places the organism in Eukaryota, Metazoa, Mollusca, Bivalvia, Venerida, Veneridae. Gene Ontology annotation, molecular function: RNA polymerase II cis-regulatory region sequence-specific DNA binding; protein heterodimerization activity; DNA-binding transcription activator activity, RNA polymerase II-specific. The coding region runs from base 225 to 845 and encodes 206 amino acids. The record is from RefSeq and is a predicted model, not a curated record. Gene Ontology annotation, biological process: regulation of transcription by RNA polymerase II. Gene Ontology annotation, cellular component: CCAAT-binding factor complex; nucleus. The transcript has 9 exons.
CAUGAUCAACAAAUACACGUGUUUUAUGAAAAAUACCAUUUAAACCCGAUUACUUGGGACAUUUUUUUAAAUUUUGAUGAAAAUUCUUGGAAGAAAUGGACAACAAAGAAAUUAUGUUCCGCCUUGGCAAAUUUUAUAACUUCCUCGAUUUUAAUUUCCGGUGUUGGGGAAAACACCGCCGUAGUAUGUUAUAACUUUAAUGUACUUCAGAAGUGUGUGCGUCUAUGAUGGAUGGUGGUGGUGAUGGACACAGUGAAAACAGUAUGGGAGAAACCUUCUUCCAGGCUGCUGGUGGCCAAAUAGAAGGUCAGGAAGGUGAGGAACAGAUAGAUUCAGGGGACAAUGAUGAUAUGCCAAAAGACAAUGAACCACUAAGAGAGCAGGACAGAUUUUUACCUAUUGCAAAUGUUGCUAGAAUUAUGAAGAGGUCAAUACCAAAAAGUGGAAAAAUAGCUAAAGAUGCAAAGGAGUGUGUACAAGAGUGUGUUUCUGAAUUUAUAAGUUUCAUAACCAGCGAAGCCAGUGAAAGAUGCCAUCAAGAAAAGCGUAAAACUAUAAAUGGUGAAGAUAUAUUAUUUGCUAUGUCAACAUUAGGUUUUGAUAGUUAUGUAGAGCCAUUGAAGCAAUACUUACAGAAAUACAGAGAGUCCAAUAAAGGCGGAGAAAAACCACUUGGAGUAGCUGAGGGAGAUAUGAAUGACCUUGAAUCAGCAGGGUUUGAACUUCAAUCAACAUUAGCAGCAAAUAUGAUUGAUCCCAAUGGUCAACAAAGUGUUAUAUAUGCUACAACAUUUCCAAAUCAAGGGACUUUACAGCAGAUAAAUUUUGGAGGGGUUGGGAUGUGAUCAGAUGUAGCUCGAUGUGACACAAGAGUCUGCUACUACGAUGCACGCUGUCUUGUUGUAUAUUAUUAUGUCUUGUCCUGGACAUGGAGUGAUUUGGCUGGCCAAAAUUGACAUUACAAAUUUUUAACCAUGGGAGAGAGUGUGAAUAUUUGAUUAUUCAGGACAUGAUGAGGAUUUUAUCUCAAAAUAGAGAUUAUUUUAGUGUGAAAGAAAUUUCAUUGAGAUACUUGUACAAUAUGAUCAUAUUGUCUCCUUUGAAAUUGUCAAACUUUUUUUAUCUCUUUAUAUGUAUAAUAUUAUAUAUACAUGUUUAUAGAUAUGCUAAUAAACUCCUGUAAACUUGAUUAUAAAACUUUAAAAAAAUGGA